AUGAAACAGAGUGAAGUUGUCGCGUUGACUUUGUCGCAUUAUGGCGCGUCAUGUUGAUUACUCGUGGUUGCCGGUUGUUGUUUUAUUUAUUCUUUUAUCAUUUCACCUAGCGAAUGCUUUCGUGCUGCCUCAGGUUAGCACAAUAACAAAUAUUACGAUAAAUAGAAUAGGUUUGUCAAGCAUUCAAAAUUUACCUAUAAGUGAGUCAAAUGUGUCCAAGUUUGGUAUCCUGGUGGAAGUUAAUGGUACGGACCUUCAUGCCGACCUCCAACUCAUCUGGUCAGUAAAUGAAAGAGAUUGUGAAUCAAAAAAUGGAUUACGAAAAAUACAGGCAGCCAGCGAUGCUCAGCAUGUUGUUUACGAAUUCCAGGAUAAUCGUAUCUUUGAGGUUAAUGUGGUUUAUUUUUGCACCAAUUAUGCUAAUUCAAAAAGUGAAAACAGGAUGGAAUGGAUUAACUUAGGAAAAGAUUUUUCCAUAGAUUUAAAAUCAAAUGGAAUAUAUUCACGUACGCGUCGAGAGUACGUCCAAGAAAACCUACCAAUAAAUUCAAAUAAUAAUUCAGAUUUCCAUAUACGUGGUAUCAGGGUCGAAAUUUCUGAUAAACAUACCGUUUAUGGUGAUGAUGGUGUACCAGAAAUUUUAGUUGGAACCGAGGUAGUGCUUCGAUUAUUUGGCGUUGGAAUCACCGAAGAUGUUGAAGUUGCAUUUACAAAUUCACAAGAAAAUAAAGGUGCCUUAUGUGAUAAACGCAGCACAGAUAAAUUUCCAGUUUACAAAGUCGCGGAGAAUACAGCUUUAGUUUCGAUAAUUUUUUCGAAACCAGGAGUUUAUUAUUUGUGUGCAAAUCGGAGAGCACAAGAAAAAGAAAUUCCUAUUUCAGCUAUACACCAAGGUGCUGACAGCUAUAUGACUAUUCGUGCUUAUGAAAAAGCUCUGCCACUCUGGGCGUCAAUAAUCAUCAUUCUUACUUGUCUCAGUUUCUCAGCAUUAUUUUCUGGUCUUAAUUUGGGUCUCAUGUCAUUAGACAGAACGGAACUGAAAAUUCUUUGCAAUACUGGAACUGAAAAGGAAAAGCAAUAUGCGAGAACAAUUGAACCCGUGAGAAAUAUGGGAAAUUAUUUAUUGUGCUCCAUUUUGUUUUCUAAUGUUCUUGUGAAUUCAAUUUUUACUAUUGUCCUAGAGGAACUUACAUCUGGACAAGUGGCUGUUAUUUGUGCAACACUUGCUAUUGUUAUUUUUGGUGAAAUUACACCUCAAGCAAUUUGCAGUAGACAUGGAUUAUGUAUCGGUGCAAAAACAAUUUACAUGACAAAACUCACAAUGAUCCUGACAUUUCCUUUAAGUUAUCCAAUAAGCAAGCUUUUAGAUUUAGUUCUUGGUGAAGAAAUUGGAAACGUCUAUAAUCGUGAACGUUUAAAAGAACUUGUCAAGGUGACUACUGGAUUUAAUGAUUUAGAAAAAGAAGAAGUAAAUAUUAUUUCCGGUGCUUUGGAAUUAUGUAAGAAAACAGUCGCCGAUGUCAUGACUCGAAUUGAUGAUGUUUAUAUGUUGGACUACAAUGCUAUUUUAGAUUUUGAAACAGUUUCGGAAAUUUUGAAAUCCGGAUUUUCACGAAUUCCCGUUUAUGAAGAAACUAGAAAUAAUAUUGUCUCGAUAUUAUACAUCAAGGAUCUGGCAUUUGUUGAUCCGGACGAUAAUAAACCAUUGAAAACAUUGUGUGAAUUUUAUAAAAAUCCAUGUAACUUUGUGUUUGAAGACGUUACAUUGGACGUAAUGUUCAAACAGUUUAAAGAAGGACACAAAGGUCAUAUGGCAUUUGUACAACGAGUCAAUAGUGAAGGUGAAGGUGAUCCAUUUUAUGAGGUCAUUGGUUUAGUAACUUUAGAGGACGUUAUUGAAGAACUGAUUCAAGCUGAGAUAAUGGAUGAAACUGAUGUUAUCACUGAUAACAGAAGUAAACGAAAGAGAGUGAAAUCAAGAAUGCAAGAUUUUACUGUUUUUGCGGAGAAAAAUGAAAAUCAACGAACACAUGUCUCGCCACAAUUAAUGUUAGCGCUGUUUCAAUUUUUAUCUACAAUUGAUUCCUUCAAAUCGGAAGUAAUAUCGGAAAAUAUAUUACGUCGUUUAUUAAAGCAUGAUGUUAUUUAUUAUAUAAAAGUAAAAUCGCGUGAAAAAGCGCGUCACGAUCCAGUGACAAUAAUUUACCAACAAAAUAAGGCAGCGGAUUAUUUUGUAUUAAUAUUGGAAGGUCGUGUUGAAGUUACUUUGGGUAAAGAAAACAUGACUUUUGAGAGUGGACCAUUUACUUAUUUUGGAACACAAGCAUUAGCUAUUAAUGUUUCUGCACUUGAAUCACCUGUUAAUACAAAUCCACAAUCAAUGGGAAGCAUUCAUUCUGUGAAUUUGAAUGCAAUAGCACGUCAUACAUUUAUUCCGGAUUAUACUGUUCGUGCAGUAACUGAAGUUUUUUACGUGAAAAUUAAACGAUCGUUGUAUCUUGCGGCUAAACGUGCUACUCUAUUAGAAAGAAGUCAAAAGGAUAUUUCUCCUAGUACAGAUCAAUUUGAUGAUGAAGUCGAAAAGCUGUUACAUUCUUUGGACGAGGAUGAUCGCAGUGCACCAGAAUCUCCAAUUUUACCGAAGGAUAAAGGAUUUAACGAUAUUGAGGAGUCACAAUCACAUACACCAAUUCAUAAGGUGACAACUUUACCUGCGCUUCUACCUGUCAGCGCUAGUCCCAUCACAAAUUCCAAAUUUAUUUCACCUCACAGUGAAUACAAUGGAAAAUUAAAAACCUCACCCAUCAAGGUCACAAGUUUAUCGAAUUCACCUGUAAGGACACAAAUUGAUGUUCAAGGAGAAUCCGUGAGAUUGUUAGCGGAAGGAAAAUCCCACGAAGAUGGUGAACGAACAACACUUUUACCAAAUGAAGAUAAAUCUUAACACUUGCAGAAUGGCCGAUGGAAUGUGACAUCGGACAUUAUCUACGAAGGAAACAAAAAAUUGCACAACGAAGGUCAGGAAACUUCAGCGUGACGCAAGUUGUGAUUUUUUUAGUAGUAUAAUUACUUAGAUUUUAAAACAAAUCACGAUCAUAUAUAUAUUUUUUUUGUUUUUAUUUAAUUUGAUUCGAUUCAUUUUACUUUAUAAAAGAAAAAAAAAAUCAUUAUCCAUUAAUACACAGCAAUUAAAGCUGUACCCAUCCUCUCGUAUUUUGAGAUUAUUAUACUCAGGGACUGGAUGCCAAAUUCACGUGUACCAUGAGAUACAAUGGUCAUUCCACUAAACUACAUUUAGCUUACAUGAACAAAAACAUAAAGUACAAAACAAGAAUCAUUUAGUCGAUAAAUAUCGCGAAUAGAAAACAAGAAUUAAUAUACAUAUACGAAAUUGAAGAAUAUUUUAUAAAAAUUUUUUCAAUUCUUUAUCUUUUUUGUACAUAUUUUUUUGUUUUAGUAUUUUUUGCGUUAUUGUUUUAAUAUUGACUUAUAUUUGUUUUUUUUCAUUUAUUUAACUUUUUUAAAUAUUGUACAUAUAUAUAUGUUUAUUUAUUGAGGAACUUAAUUUAUGGACAUAUUUACAAAAUAUUCCUGAAUUUCGCAAAUGUUUCUCUACAUAGAAUUCAAUCAUCACAUUCUAUAUAAAAUGGUUAAAAACAUUUUUGAAAAUAAAAAUGUAACUUCCAGUCAUACGUAGUAUUGUAAUAGGACAAAUAUUUUCACAUAAUUUAUUUUUAUAAUUAUGUGUGCUACAAAUCAUAAUUGUUUUUUUUUCUUUUCUUAAAAACAAUUUUCAUUUCACAUUUGUAUAUAAUAAGCGUAAAAACUAUUUUUACAUUUUAUUUAUUUGUCUAUUACAUAUUUUAAUUAACGAGUAUGAAUUUUGCUCUCGAUGUAAGAGAAUGUUUUACAUGUGGAUUGUCUAUGAAGUCAAAAUGGGUACAGCUUUUUAGCUUUAUUUACAAGAAGUUGAAGGCAAUUAAAUGAUUAAUGAAGUUAAAAAUAAGAAUUUUGAAAUUUAUUAAUUAUUAAAAGUAAUUUGUAAAAAUUAUAAAUUUGAUAAACAUUUUUUUCUUUUUUUUUGAUGAGAUUAAGCAAAAAGUAAUUAUUUAAUUUAAAAAUUUUGCUGAAUUCAUUUUAGAAUAUUUUCUAUUUAGUGCCUUAAUACAAAACAAAAAAAAAAUGCAAGACCUGAUAAACAUAAUUAAUUGUUCUUUUAAUUUUUUUUCUGACUUAGAAUAAUAUUACAAUAAGGGGCCAUUCAUUAAUUACGUAAGGGUCCUUAGGGGGGGGGGGGGUAUAAAAUCUCUACAUGGUCUUACAUCGGGGGUGGGGGGUAGAAGCUAUUGUUACAUAAAUAUUCUGCCAAGUAUUUUCGAUUUGCAUUGUUGUAAUUAAUUUUUUAAUUACAUUAACAUUGUUAAAAACUUACGUAAGAGGGGGGUGGGGGGUCAGAAAGAUCUUAUGUAUUCUUACAUCGGGGAAUGGGGGGGGGUCAAAAUUAGCUAAAAUCGUCCUUACGUAGUUAAUGAAUGAUCCCUAAAAUAAAAAUUAAUCGACUAGAAAUAUUCGAAUAUUAAAGAACGCAUUUAAUAUAUAUAAAUUUCUUUUCAAAUUUAUCUUCACUCAUUUUUUGCGAUCUUUAACUAAUUGUAAAAUAGAGAGUGUUGAGUAAUUAGAAGAAUUAAAUGAAAUAUAGGUAAUUAUUUUUUACAUUUACAUGUAUAGAGCAAAACUCAAAUACAUACGCGAAGAAAUCACUAUAAAGACAUAUCUUUUGGUAUGAUAAGUAUGCAGUCACAUAAUAUAUAGAACGAUAUGAUCUUUCAAUUAAUUAUAUUAUAAUGUCACUUGAAGUGUAACAAUCUCGAUGAUACCCUGAAAAUUUAAAGUAUCAUUGUGGGACGUUAAUCUGGCAAAUUGUCAAUAUUUUGUAAAAUUUUUAUGUUUUAUUAAGCGUUUGAUUGAUAAACAUUUUUUUAGGAUAUAAAUCAAUUUUAUU
Messenger RNA from Leptopilina boulardi, 5002 nucleotides. RefSeq names its product unextended protein (gene uex). Gene Ontology annotation, cellular component: plasma membrane. The record is from RefSeq and is a predicted model, not a curated record. The coding region runs from base 41 to 2944 and encodes 967 amino acids. Lineage: Eukaryota; Metazoa; Arthropoda; Insecta; Hymenoptera; Figitidae. The transcript has 14 exons. Gene Ontology annotation, molecular function: transmembrane transporter activity. Gene Ontology annotation, biological process: transport; magnesium ion homeostasis.